Molecule: messenger RNA, 1818 nt
Organism: Aspergillus caelatus
Lineage: Eukaryota; Fungi; Ascomycota; Eurotiomycetes; Eurotiales; Aspergillaceae
Product: GMC family oxidoreductase
Exons: 2
Coding region: 1-1818 (605 amino acids)
Molecular function (GO): oxidoreductase activity, acting on CH-OH group of donors; flavin adenine dinucleotide binding
Source: RefSeq, a predicted model, not a curated record
AUGGCAGUCAAUACACUCUACGGUCCGGAGACACUCUCACAAUUUCUAUCUGUUGAUUUCGACUAUAUCAUUGUAGGUGGUGGGACCGCAGGACUACUUCUCGCCGCUCGCCUGACGGAAAAUCCCAACAUACAAGUGGGAGUCAUUGAAGCUGGAACCUCGAAAAAGAAUGACCCGAAUGUUGACGACCCAGCUCGAUUGGCAAGAACACUCUAUAAUCCUGAGUAUGAUUGGCUGUAUAAAUCGAUUCCUCAGGCUGGAACCAAUAACAAAGUCCAUCAUGUGGCCCGCGGUAAGCUUCUGGGAGGAUCCAGUGGUAUCAACUACAUGGCGUACUGCCGGCCGGCUGCGGAGGACAUUGACCUUUGGGGAAAACUGGGAAAUAAGGGUUGGUCAUGGAAUGAGCUUAUGCCAUAUUACCUCAAAACCCAAAGAUUAGAAAUGGCGAACAGUACGCAGGCGCUCCAAGGGCAGGCCUUAUGCCCUAGCCUUCCUCAGUCCCAUGGUCAUCGGGGGCCAAUUUCAACCUCCUAUCCCCGCCGACGGGCUCGCUUUGAGGACAAGAUCAUUCGUGCAUUUGAUGAAACAUCAAAUAUCCCAAGGCCACAGGAUCCGUGGAGUGGAAAGCCUCUGGGGUUGUACGACCAUCUCUCUACCAUUAACCGCGAUGAUGGAGCAACUAGAAGCUAUGCUGCAUCGGCAUUUCUGUAUCCCUACUUUGAGCGGGAGAACCUGAAAGUUCUGACGGAGGCCACGGUAUGCAAAGUUCUCCUCGAUAAGCACUCUUCUAAGGCAAAAGGGGCCGAGUUCUUCUGUUCUGGUACGAUGCAUCAGAUUUUCGCAACUAUGGAAAUUAUACUGUCAGCAGGGCCAGUGCAAAGCCCACGCUUGCUCGAGCUAUCAGGCAUCGGCAACCCAGAGCUUCUGCGGAGAGCAAAUAUUGACUGUAUCCUACCACUAUUGGAAGUUGGGGAAAAUCUCUGCGAGCAUCCAAUGACAUCCAUUACGUAUGCGCUUGAUGAGACUAAGUCCUCCAAGAAUAAUCUUCACCUCUCCCAAGCGGCGUGUGAUGAUGGCAUGAGCGAUGGUGUGAGCUUAAUGGCAUUCCUGCCAUACUCCAGUUUGGUUUCUCAUAAGGAGCUAGAAGAGACCGCUCUAAAAGUUACCCAAUGCACCCAGCUACUUGAGCAGGAGCGAUGGAGUGUGGUUGCACGAUUACGGGAUCCUAUGUCUGGUGCUCUUCAGUUCAACGGGACUACAGCAGUGAUAGACAUUGGAGUGGGGCAUAUGAAUCAAAGCAGACUUGUUUCCAAUACAUCGGCCCAUGAACACACAUACUACAGCUUCCAUGUCACUGUUACAAGCACACUAUCCCGGGGAAGCACCCAUGUGACGUCUCCAGAUCCUUUUGGUGCACCCGCUAUUGAUCUUGGGCUACUGCGUGACCCUGUCGAUGUGGAACUGCUCUCUGCGGGACUGGAGUUUGCGGAUAAAGUUUUCUCAUCUAGCCAUGUCUCCGAGCAGGUUGUGACUCGAGUCAUUCCAAGUCCUGACGUCGACCUCAGAGAUCGACAACAAGCCAGUCGGUUUGUUCGGGAUUGGACCACAUCCUUCAACCACAUACUGGGCACCUGUGCUAUGGGUCGCGUGGUGGAUGAACGGCUGCGUGUAAAGGGUAUAUCUGGCUUACGGGUGGUGGAUGCGAGUGUUAUUCCUACUCAGAUUAGUGGAAAUGUGAUGGCUACGGUCUAUGCGGUUGCUGAGAAAGCGGCAGACCUCAUCAAAGAAGAUCAUGGCCUUUCAACUACAAAUUGUUAG